Molecule: messenger RNA, 1968 nt
Organism: Scatophagus argus
Lineage: Eukaryota; Metazoa; Chordata; Actinopteri; Scatophagidae
Gene: stmn2a
Product: stathmin 2a
Exons: 5
Coding region: 152-691 (179 amino acids)
Biological process (GO): microtubule depolymerization; neuron projection development; regulation of microtubule polymerization or depolymerization
Cellular component (GO): cytoplasm; growth cone; neuron projection
Molecular function (GO): tubulin binding
Source: RefSeq, a predicted model, not a curated record
GGGGAGGGUCCAAUUGCGCGCUCCCGUGCGUGCCCACCUCCUGUCUGCCAUCCGAUCCUUCUCCGGUCUGUUCGCUGACUCAGUGCCUUAAGCAGCAUCACCGUUCACCUAAACAGUACUACAGCAUCCUCUGCGGAGAAAUACAUCAGCCAUGGCUAAAACAGCAACCGCAUACAAAGAGAAGAUGAAGGAGUUGUCUGUCCUCUCCCUCAUCUGCUCCUGCUUCUACCCAGAGACACGCAACAAGCUCAUCCAUGAGUUUGAAGACAUGGAGGUGAAACCUAUAAAGAAUCGGACCUCUGGCCAGGCAUUUGAGGUGAUUCUCAAGCCUCUGUCUCCAGUGUCAGAAGUAUCCCACAACUUGUCCUCACCCCCCAAGAGGGACAUUUCCUUGGAGGACAUUGAGAAGAAACUGGAGGCUGCUGAAGAUCGAAGGAGGUAUCAGGAGACCCAGGUGCUGAGGGCUUUGGCAGAAAAGCGAUAUCAUGAGAGGGAGGUGUUGCUGAAGGCCAUGGAAGAGAACAGCAACUUCAGCAAAAUGGCUGAGGAGAAGCUCCAGAUGAAGAUGGAGCAGAUCAAGGAGAACCGUGAUGCCCAUCUGGCAGCCAUGAUUGAGCGCCUACAGGAGAAGGAGAGGCAUGCAGCUUUGGUGCGCAAGAACAAAGAGCUGAGGGAAGAGCUGACAGCAUGAACCUCGCUCAAGUCCUGACUUCCAUGGCCCAUCAGUGUCCCCUCAUUCAUUCCUGCUCCCUUCCUUGUCCUGCCCUCACCCCCCUCAGAACAGACACCCAAUCCUGGAGGCCGAGAGGUUCAAGGACCUCAUCACCCAAUCACAACACACCACACCACCAGUACUCACCACUAUCAGUAUUAUCAGUGGAUACAAACAUCAGUAACACUCAUCUUGAGAAUGGUUUUGUUGAUUUAAGGGAAAAUGUGAGAAUAUGGCUAUUAUUUUGUAAAUACUUUUUUCUUAAAUUCUAUCUAUCUAUCUAUUUAUCUGGUAGGUGAAGUACAUACAAAGAUUGUACUGUGCUGCACUAUAUGAUUUCAAACAUUUUGUUUGUAAUGGAGUAUUUGUUUAAGUUCUUGAAAUUUGGGUCUGCAACCAUUUUCUUGUGAAAGCCCUUGGUGUUGUGAGUUGACUGUAGACUGACAUUUGCGAUGUUUCCUGAUGAUGUCAUGAUGAUGAUGAUGAUGAUGAUGAUGUUUCUGUGUCUUUGUAAAGAAUGACGGUCGGUGAAGCUAUGAACGUAUGUAUCAGCUGUAUCUUCCUCACGCACACCUACUCAUUUUCAACACGCACGCUUGGAACUUAAUGAUACGCCAAACCCACAGAUUCAUGAAGUGUCCACUCCCUCUGAAAUGCGCUUGAUAAUGAACUUGAAAGGUGCUUUAUUGUUCUUAAGAAUGUCUUUGCCCAACAAGAGCGACUGUUUCUACACGUGCAGAUUCCUACUUGCCCUGAGAACUUUAUCUCUCAUGGGUCUUUCAGCGGCCAAAUCUAUAGCUCUGUUACCUAUACAGUAUUUGGGGAUUAAUCUCUUGAAUGUUAUGACACCAUCUGGUACCAUGCAUAUUAUCUUGGACAAUGGAAUGUGCUGUUGCCCCCACCUUGAUAUUGAUAGUGUGAACAUAACGUAUGUCUCUGUGGGUGUGUGUGAAUGCAAAAUUACCACAAGGCAUCAUUAGACUCUGCUCUCUUUUGGGGAUUAGAUGAAGAAUGGAUGCAGGAUGAUUUACAUUCAGCACACACUGAACUAGUCUCUUUUUAAUAUACAGUCCUACCGAUAUCUGCCUGCAUCCUCUGCUGCUUGUGUUUCUCCCUUCAUAUAUUUCUCUGUGAAAGCUUUGCUGAAUAAAGGUUUGGGAUUCUGUGAACAUGGCAUGCACCAUCUAAUAUUUUUCUGUGCUAAAAGAGGAGGGAAAAUGUUAACUGCCAAAUAAAAGAACCAGUUAUCUACACAU